CCAGCGAGGACCACCAUGGGGGACCAGAGGCCGCAGGACCGGCCGAAGUCCCCGGGAAUGGACUCCACGCCCCGGUACCGUGACAAACCGCCUUCCAAGAGCUUCGCGGAACACAACCACAGGCGCAUGAAGUUGCCACCCAUAGACACCGAGAACUGGAUAUUUAUGAAGGAGGGCAUGGACGACUACCGCUACGACUCUCCAUCUCCCGAAGAUACGCUAAUUUGUCGCCGGGACGACUUCUCACUCCCCAAAAUCUCUAGCAGAAGUCCGCAUGCUGACCCACAAAGCAGGCAGAAAAAGCCGCUCAAGGAAGCGGCCCUAUUUUCCAAACUGUCGCCAGCCCAGCUAGCACGGAAGGCGUUCGUAGAGGAAGUGGAAGGCCAGCUGAUGGCUGAGCAUUCCUUGGCCAUGGACCCCAAUGUGGCAGAAGAUAUGCCUCCAGAUCUCCUACGACAGGUGCUGAAACCGCAGGAUCCUGAGAGGAAGCUGGAGGGUGCAUGGGCUGCUUGUGAGGACUGGGAGAAGUCAACCAAGGAACCCACCGAGCCUGGUAAAUACCCUUGUGGGGAAUCCUACCCAUGGCCUCCCGAGACUAGGGUGCCCCAUCUCUGCCCAGAGCCUCCCAAGACUCUGGUGUCUCAUCUCCACCCAGAGCCUCCCAAGAGCUGCCGGAUGUCCCAUCUCCGCCUGGAGCCUCCCAAGACUGGGUUGUCUCAUCUCUGCCUGGAGCCUCCCGAGACUCCAGUGUCUCAUCUCCACCCGGAACCUCCCGACACUCAUCGGGUGUCCAGUCUCCUACAACAGUUGCUAAAAUUGACGGAUACUGAGGAGAAGCUGGAGGACACAUCGGCUUUUUGUGAGGGCUGGGAGAAGACAAGUGAGGGACCCACCGAGUCUGCUAUAUACCCUUGUGGGAGAUUCUGCCCACGGCCUUUCGAGACGCCAAUGUCCUAUCUCCACCCGGAACCUCCCAAGACUCGUCCAGUGUCCGGUCUCCGCCCGGAGCCUCCCAAGACUCGUCGGGUUUCUAGCCUCCGCCCGGGGCAUCCCAAGACUCGUCGGGUGUCCAGUCUCCGCCCAGGGCAUCCCAAGACUCAUCGAGUGUCCACUCUCUUCCUGGAGCCUCCCAAUAUUGGAGUGUCUCAUCUCUGCCCAGAGCCUCCCAAAGCUCCAAUGUCCCAUCAAUUCUUGGAGCUUCCAAAGAUUCGAACAUCCUAUCUAAAAGAACAACUUCAGGAAGAUACACCAAGCACAACAGAGGGCGUUUCUGACUCUCCUCAACAGGAAUACACACCAAGAAAAUUCAGUGAGUUCUUCAAGUGGGCUCAAGACAUGGGAAUUGAGGAAGAACGCAUCAGGCGUCUGUAUGCCUGCAUCCAUGGGGACAGGGCAACCUAUGAAGACCAACAGAUUAAGAAGAUAAAGGAGUGUGCCACAGAGCUUGAGGACGACAUAGAGCUAGAUGAAAUGGAUGAGGACGAAUUAUUCUCGCAGGAAAAAGACCAGGACAAGAAAACGGAGACAACACCGAAUUUUUCACAGCCUGCAAAGAUGAGGCAUGGAGGACCAUGGUACCUCAAGCCUAAGUUGUGUGAAAAGCUAACAAGUGAUGAAACUUCGAUUGACCCCAAGCCCCUACUUAAAAAGCCUGAUGAACCUGAUAUUCUCGACAAUCUUUAUGGACCAAUUGCCUUUAAGGAUUUCAUUCUAAGCAAGGGCUACGAAAUGCCUGGCAUCAUUGAAAGGCUGUUUACCAGGAAGGGAUGGACUUACGACUCUGUUAAGACUCCGAUGCAACGUGCAAUGGAACUUUACAAAUAUAAAGAAGACGACACAGAUGCAUUGGAAGAAGAUUAG
Cebus imitator (Panamanian white-faced capuchin) is the source of this 1860-nucleotide messenger RNA. RefSeq names its product protein FAM47A-like. Lineage: Eukaryota; Metazoa; Chordata; Mammalia; Primates; Cebidae. The record is from RefSeq and is a predicted model, not a curated record. The transcript has a single exon. The coding region runs from base 16 to 1860 and encodes 614 amino acids.